This is a messenger RNA of Solea senegalensis (Senegalese sole), 1154 nucleotides long. RefSeq names its product low choriolytic enzyme-like. NCBI's taxonomy places the organism in Eukaryota, Metazoa, Chordata, Actinopteri, Pleuronectiformes, Soleidae. The record is from RefSeq and is a predicted model, not a curated record. Gene Ontology annotation, biological process: proteolysis. The transcript has 10 exons. Gene Ontology annotation, molecular function: zinc ion binding; metalloendopeptidase activity. The coding region runs from base 57 to 923 and encodes 288 amino acids.
UCCUGAACUAUUCUCUCUUUUUUCCCACUGGUCAUUCUUGUUUUUUUGCACCAGCCAUGAAGUUCCACUCUGCUGUUGUGACUCUGCUCAUCUGCGCAGUCAGCCUCACUUCACAGGUUCCUCUGGAAAAGAGUGAAGAAUACUCUGGCAACAAUGUUGAAGACGAUGAUUUCAGUGUGUCCACGCUGCUAGAGAAGGCCAAUGCUAAUCUUGGAAAGAACCUGAAUGAGCCUCUGGUGCUGUUUGGAGACAUAGCGGUUCCCACAGGUUUUGAGAACGCUGAUCAAUGCACAGCACGCGGCUGCCUGUGGCCAAAAGCCUCCGACGGAAACGUAUACGUGCCAUACCGUAUCUCCAAUGCCUACUCCCAAGGAGAGCGAAACACAAUCGUCCGGGGUCUACGCUCGUUUGCCCGGUCCACCUGCAUCCGAUUCACACCCUUACAGAGCGGAAUGAGGGACUUUGUAGACAUCCAGUCUCGGUCGGGGUGUUACUCAUUUGUUGGGCGUCGGGGAAAUGGUCAGGUAGUCUCUCUGGCGCGCCAGGGUUGUGUUUUCCAAUCGGUCAUCCAACACGAGCUCCUUCACGCCCUGGGCUUCAACCACGAGCAGACACGUUCUGACAGGGAUGAGCAUGUUCGCAUCAUGGUGCAGAAUAUCAUUUCUGGAAUGGAGUUUAACUUCAGGAAGCUCGACACAAGAAACCUGGGCACACCCUAUGACUACAACUCUGUCAUGCACUACGGAAGGUUUGCUUUCUCAAGGAACAGGCAGCCGACCAUUGUUCCCAUCCCCGACCCCAACGCUGUCAUUGGCAGAGCCAAUGAGAUGAGCCCUACCGACAUCCUCCGUGUGAACCGCCUUUACCAGUGCAAUUCAAAUGCCUCCAAACGUGACAGGAAGCCUGUGCAGAAAGAGCAAUAGUAACCAAGAGAAUGGAGAAGAAAGGAAGAGGACAAAUGCAGCUUUAUGAUCAUGAAUUAAAUCUGCGCUUUAACCUGCUUUAAGUCAGAAUGUGAAAUUGUGCUUUUGAAAUGAAUUAAAAAUGAAUGUAAUCACCAUGCAACAAUAUCAUGAAUGUAUUCUUGCCAGAUUAUUAACUGCUAACAAGCCUGAAUGCUGAAACUGAAUAAAUAAGGCAUAUUCGCACCCUCA